AAAAUAGUAGUUCUCAUAGACAGAAUUGUUACCUUUAAAAAAACAUUUUCCAGUAAAAUAAAUAAAUAAAGAUGAAUACAGAUAUUAUAAGAUAUUAGGUGAAAUCUCCACAUAUAUUUUUGCCACAGUUUACACAGGUUUGAUUAUUAAAAACUUCCUGAACAGCUGUUAGUUUCAGUGUAAAGGGGACAAUAAAUGGUGCAUUCACGGACAUCCACAUGAUGAGGAGGCGUGACUCUCCCCGGUCAUGUGAGCGUCACCAGCGGCUGCGGGGCCAAAGAGCAGCGGGGACACCGGAGCGCCAUGUCACUGGCGGACAGCAGCACCCUGGCGGGAUGGUGGAUUGGAUUUAACUGGACAGCGACAGCGACACCGACAGAUUGCUGAAAAGAUUAAGAUCUGAUAUACUGGUGCUUCCUCUAUUAUUUGUGUCUCACAACUCCUAAACUCUCCGAGCCACGAUGGCCAAGUCGGCCCUCCUGAAGGUCAUCCUGCUGGGUGACGGUGGCGUGGGAAAGUCGUCCCUCAUGAACCGCUACGUCACCAACAAGUUCGACUCGCACCUCUUCCACACCAUCGGCGUGGAGUUCCUGAACAAGGAGCUGGAGGUGGACGGCCACCUGGCCACGCUGCAGAUCUGGGACACGGCGGGUCAGGAGCGUUUCCGCAGCCUCCGUACGCCGUUCUACCGCGGCUCCGACUGCUGCCUGCUCACCUUCAGCGUGGACGACGGCCAGAGCUUCAGCAACCUGAGCAACUGGAAGAAGGAGUUCACGUACUACGCCGACGUCAAGGACCCCGACAACUUCCCCUUCGUGGUGCUGGGCAACAAGCUGGACGUUCCCGAGCGGCAGGUGUCGGGGGAGGACGCCCGGCAGUGGUGUCGGGAGAACGGAGGACACCCGUACUUUGAAACCAGCGCCAAGGAUUCUACCAAUGUGGCGUCGGUGUUCGAGGAGGCGGUGCGUCGCGUCCUGGCGAUGGACAACAGAGCGGAUCACCUCAUCCACAGCAACACGGUGGACCUGCAGAGGAAGAGCCCCCCCGAGUCCACCUGCUGCUGAGCGGACCCCCAGCAGGUCACCCCCGUGGUGUGAGACUCUGGAGAAAGAGGAACUGGGGUCUGCUCAGUUUUUCAGAAGCAAUAACUGAACAUUUUGUGCCAAUAUUCAUCGUUUUACCACACAAGAGACACAAAACUCCCAACUCUGAUCCAGAUCUUUGUGGGGAAUGUGCUUUUUAAUUUAUACAAAGCGUGAAUGGACAGUUAUUAGACUGAUAUUUCUGAGUUGUAUUGAUUUAUUUGUCACCAAUGAACCUUCAAAAGAUGGAAUGUGUGGACAAACCUGAUGGUCUAAAGGCCUUUAGAGCGUUAUUGUGACUUUAGUUGAAAAGCUAAGCUAUGUCAUCUCUAAGCAAACUGCCAAAAGUAAAAAAAACUUGUUAUAUUUGCAUUUCUAGAAACAGCAUUCUUAUUAUCUUUUCCAUCUUGACACACAGCUGAUAUAAAUGUACCUCAAAUGGUAUGUGGUCUAUCAAAUUACAGGUAGAAACCACUAUUUCUGGCACUACAUUUUGUAGCAUAAUUUGUUCCAGAUACAAAUAUUAAUUUCUGUUCUAAUUGGAGGAUAUUGUGUGUUGAUAUAAAAACCUAGUAAUGCCAUGAUUUAAUUUAGUGUUUCUCUCAGGAAGAGUUGUUUAGUUCCUGUAUUUAAGUAUUAAUCACUACCCCUCCUCUAACUAUAAAAGUGGAGCACAACAUGAAACUCUAAUUAAUCUGUGGCCUUAACAUUUAUUAUUAAAAAUACUUUCUGUAUGGUAUAUGACUCCCAGUAUUUUCUACACUGGAGAUAAAGCAGUCCCCAUCAAUAAAACUGGAUAAAAUG
Messenger RNA from Notothenia coriiceps (black rockcod), 1886 nucleotides. RefSeq names its product ras-related protein Rab-9A-like. Gene Ontology annotation, biological process: Rab protein signal transduction; retrograde transport, endosome to Golgi. The transcript is spliced from 3 exons. NCBI's taxonomy places the organism in Eukaryota, Metazoa, Chordata, Actinopteri, Perciformes, Nototheniidae. Bases 462 to 1064 code for a protein of 200 amino acids. Gene Ontology annotation, cellular component: late endosome; lysosome; phagocytic vesicle. Gene Ontology annotation, molecular function: GTPase activity; GTP binding. The record is from RefSeq and is a predicted model, not a curated record.